CGGGCAGGAGCCGCCGCCGGCGGGAGCGCAGCGGAGCCGUGCGGGCCGCGCCAUGCGGCUGUGCGGGGCGCUGCUCAAGAACCCCAUCCCCAAGCAGAUCGAGUACUACUCGCGCUUCUCCCCCUCGCCCCUCUCCAUCAAGCAGUUCCUCGACUUCGGCCGUGACAAUGCCUGCGAGAAGACCUCGUACAUGUUCCUGCGGAAGGAGCUCCCUGUGCGACUGGCGAACACCAUGAGGGAGGUCAAUUUGCUGCCUGACAAUUUACUCAACAGGCCUUCGGUUGGGCUGGUACAGAGCUGGUACAUGCAGAGUUUCCUUGAGCUUUUAGAAUAUGAAAAUAAAAGUCCUGAGGAUCCUCAUGUUCUGGAUGACUUUUUAGAUGUUUUAAUUAAAGUCAGGAACAGACACAAUGACGUGGUUCCAACCAUGGCACAAGGGGUGAUUGAGUACAAGGAAAAGUAUGGCUUUGAUCCAUUUGUUAGCAGUAACAUCCAGUAUUUCCUAGAUAGAUUCUACACCAACCGCAUCUCUUUCCGUAUGCUUAUUAACCAGCACACACUUCUGUUUGGUGGAGAUAUUAAUCCUGCUCAUCCCAAGCAUAUUGGAAGUAUUGAUCCUAAUUGUGAUGUGGCAGAGGUGGUUAAAGAUGCUUAUGAAACAGCUAAGAUGUUAUGUGAACAGUACUAUACAGUGGCACCUGAUCUGGAAGUUGAAGAAUUCAAUGCUAAAGCUCCAAACAAGCCUAUUCAAGUAGUCUAUGUACCUUCUCAUUUGUUUCAUAUGUUAUUUGAAUUAUUCAAGAAUUCAAUGAGAGCCACAGUGGAAUUGCAUGAAGGUAAGAAAGAAGCCUAUCCAUCGAUCAAAACCUUAGUCACUUUGGGGAAAGAAGAUCUGUCUAUUAAGAUAAGUGACAAAGGUGGAGGUGUACCUCUAAGAAAAAUAGACAGAUUGUUUAACUACAUGUACUCAACAGCACCCAGGCCCAGUCUGGAGCCCUCGAGGGCUGUGCCUUUGGCUGGGUUUGGCUAUGGAUUGCCAAUUUCCCGUCUGUAUGCAAGGUACUUUCAAGGUGACCUUAAACUCUACUCAAUGGAGGGCGUGGGUACAGAUGCUGUUAUUUAUUUGAAGGCCCUUUCAAGUGAAUCAUUUGAAAGACUUCCUGUUUUUAAUAAGUCAGCCUGGCGGCACUACAAGACCACCCCUGAAGCAGAUGACUGGAGCAAUCCCAGCAGUGAACCAAGGGAUGCUUCUAAAUACAAAGCCAAUCGAUAAUUUGCCACCUUUUGUCUCUGUUGGAGAUGACCUCUGCAUUCAGUAUAAAGUCUCUGCUUUGUUCCAAAAUCCUUCAAACCACAGUAGCUAAUUACUUCCAAACCAAGACCUGAUCAGGGCAUUGAAAAAUACUAAGAACAAAGUGAUGGUUGGGACUUGCAGGAAGGCACUGAGCACGUUGGUAUGUGAAUCCUGUGUACUUCACCAGAAUAUGCUUGGUUGCUUCAGUCGUGCAUUGACAAAAGGGAUUGCACUGUGAUUGCACUUAGGAACACAAUGUUGUAACAAAAAGAUACUAUUUGAAGUGGCCAAUUCUUGUUCCAAUGUAAGGAUUGGCAAGGUGUGCAGAACCCCUGAGUGGUGAAUAGUAUCUUGCACAGCAAUGUGGUGUAAGAGAAAAAUUCUGACAUAGUUCAACGUGUGCUUCAUGCAGCAUUUGUAUUGCACAGUGUCACCCCUAAGAGAAAAUCCCUUUGAGCUCUUCAGAUCUUAUCUCUAGUGAGUUUAUAAAUGCAUAGUUCUAAAAAGGGUUGUGCAGCUUUAAACUGAUGCUUUCUCCAAAUUCCCAAAGCCAUUUGUCAUGUGCAUACAAAAGUUGUGUUGUUAUAAGACGGUAGGACUUCCACUCCUUGGUAUGCACCUUAAUGAUUUUCUUGACACAGAAAUGCAUUUCUAUGCAUUUUUCCUUGUUUUGAGGAAAGCUCCUAAGUAGUUAGAUCAUCUCUUCAUACAAGAAAUUCUGUCAAUACAGGGGCAGGGGGUAAUUCAAGUUCCUAUUUGCUUAUCAUUUUAGGGGAAGUGGGGAGGGGAGAGAAAUGCUGAGAGGCCAGACAGCCAGUCAUACAAAUGAAUUUGCCUUAAGAGUGUUGGUUGUUUGAAACCUGAUUAGUUUAAAACCUGUAAAUAGUUUGCAAAGUUAUUUAUACAUUCAAUGUCUGACUGCAGUCUGGUAAUCUGAAUUUGUAGUGUAUAUAAAGAUGUUGUACACCA
Melozone crissalis (California towhee) is the source of this 2263-nucleotide messenger RNA. It is a transcript of the gene PDK3, whose product is annotated as pyruvate dehydrogenase kinase 3. NCBI's taxonomy places the organism in Eukaryota, Metazoa, Chordata, Aves, Passeriformes, Passerellidae. Bases 53 to 1273 code for a protein of 406 amino acids. Gene Ontology annotation, biological process: protein phosphorylation; regulation of glucose metabolic process. Gene Ontology annotation, cellular component: mitochondrion. The transcript has 11 exons. The record is from RefSeq and is a predicted model, not a curated record. Gene Ontology annotation, molecular function: pyruvate dehydrogenase (acetyl-transferring) kinase activity.